CACCGUCUGGAUUUGUAGGUUAUGUGUAGGGGUUUGAGACCGUGAAAACAUUAGAGUUUGGGAGCAUUUGUGGAUUUUUGUCAUGGGUCAAGGGUGGAAAAGGUUACCCUUGCUAGUAGUUUUCCUGCUAUUUUGGAAGAAUACUGAUGGAUUUAAAGGUGGCGCUUAUUCCAAUGCCCAUCAACAGUGGGGUCAGCCUUCUGACACUUUCUCACCUCAUGCUGUCCAGUCUUCUAUGCCAGAGGCCCGUGUGACUGGGACUUUGCCUGUUGAAGAAGUGGGCUCCAGUUUGUUCUCUAACAAACCCCUGAAGAGCAGGUCAAAGUUUAAUCUACUCCAGUUUGUCAAAGGUGGUUCCAGCAGCUCUCAGUCAACGUCCCAUGCCCAAACUGCUCCAGGCAGCUCUGUCUCUGCUUUCUUGCCUCUGCCCCUAGAUGAACAGCCUUUAAGCAGCUUGACAUCUGCUGGAUCAAGUAUUUCAGGUGCUGCUAGUGGAUUGAGUUUGCAGACUCUGUAUGCUGCAAGUGGUUCUGGACACCUCGUUUCUACCCAGGGAGGGAGUAGUAGCUACCCUGCCAAGCUUGGCUUUUCUGACCAGUCCACCAGUGAUGGUUUGCAUUUGUCAACCUCCCAGGAAACCUCUGUUCAUAAAUCAGCAGAAGCCUCUUUGCCUGUGUUCUCUCAGGAGAGUAUCUCUUACAGCAGUUCAUCUGCUCCAGGUGCCACUUCCACUUCUCAAAGUAGCCCUAUACUAUCAGAAAGUUCGGGUCAACGUGUAUUUUCUCAGGGGGAAGGUAGCUACAGUGCUUUGUCUCAAGGUGCCUCUAGUCCAUAUACUCCAGGAUCCCUGAUGUCUAACAAGCUUGAUGCUUUACCCUAGGGGUUUCUAGCCAGUCCACAAGUGCUCAAAGUUCACCUAGUGGUUCUCCAAGCACCCAGAGCAGGUCUGGCACUCAGUUAGCAACUUCUAGUCGUUAUGUCUCAGUACAGGGAGGUAGUAGCUCUACUAGUUUUUCUCACAAGCCUCAGGGCACUCUGGGUCAGUAUGCUCCCUUGUCCCCUACCAAAUAUGUAAGCGCUCCCAUGUCAUCGCCCCAAGAUAUCUAUAGCCAGGCCACAAGUAGCGGGUCUUCCUAUAGAGCUGUUUCACAGGUUGGUUCUCUGCCUCAAGUGGGCGCUUCUGAUCAGUUUGCAUCUCGGAGAGGCAACCAUUACAGUGGAUUGCUUCCACCGUCUCAAGCUACCUCUAGCCAAGGGCAUAUUGACUACUCCAAGCCCGUUUCCUCACCCCAAAGCACUUCCAGUCAGUCUGCCGGUGUCUGGAGUCCCGUAAGCAAUAUGCCUCUGCCUCCCAGGGCAGCUCUAGAGCUCAGUUUGGGGCCUCUACUGGUUUUACCUCGCAGGGAAUGAGUGGUUCUGUCCCAUCUCAAGGUACCACAAGUCAGUUUGCCCCUGGCUCUCCAUCUCCAUAUGAUAGUUUAUAUUGCAAGUGUGCACUGUCACCCCAAGGUGUAGACCGUGAGUCUACUACUGUUCAGAGUUCACAUAAGCAGUUUACCUCUAGAUAUGGCACCGAGUCAGGGUCUUCUACUCCAUUCACCCUGCAAGGAAGUAUUGCUUAUGAUCGAUCGCCACGGCCUCAAGGUACUGCAAGUCAACUUGGCCCUGUGUCUCACUCCUAUCCAAGUGUAUCAUCCUCAUCCCAAGGUGUUGCCAGUCAGUCUACAACUGUUCAGUUUUCUAGGAAGCAGCUUGCCUCUACUUACACAGGCAGCUCUGGCACCCAGGCUGGGUCCUCUCCUCCCUUCACCCUGCAGGGAAGCACUGCUUAUGGUGGAUCACCUCAAGAUGCCGCAAGUCCAUUUGCCCCUGGGUAUGAAUCCUCUUAUGGAAGAGUGUCACUGUCCUCACCCCAAGCUGGUCCAUCUACUACUGUUCAGGGUUCACGGAAGCAGUUUACAUCUACCUUCACAGGGGGCUCUGGCACCCAGGCUGGGUCCUCUCCUCCCUUCACCCUGCAGGGAAGCACUGCUUAUGGUGGAUCACCUCAAGAUGCCGCAAGUCCAUUUGCCCCUGGGUAUGAAUCCUCUUAUGGAAGAGUGUCACUGUCCUCACCCCAAGCUGGUCCAUCUACUACUGUUCAGGGUUCACGGAAGCAGUUUACAUCUACCUUCACAGGGGGCUCUGGCACCCAGGCUGGGUCCUCUCCUCCCUUCACCCUGCAGGGAAGCACUGCUUAUGGUGGAUCACCUCAAGAUGCCGCAAGUCCAUUUGCCCCUGGGUAUGAAUCCUCUUAUGGAAGAGUGUCACUGUCCUCACCCCAAGCUGUUGCUGGUCAUGGUACCGUUCAGGAUUCACAGAAGCCGUUUACAUCUACCUUCACAGGGGGCUCUGGCACCCAGGCAGGAUCCUCUACUCCCUUCACCCUGCAGGGAAGCACUGCUUAUGGUGGAUCAUCUCAGCCUCAAGAUGCUGCUAGUCAGCUUGUCCAUGGGUCUUACCCAUAUGCAAGUGUGUCAUUGUCCUCACCCCAAGGUGCUGCUAGUCAGUCCAGCCAAUCAUAUCAAGGCGCUUCUGCGUCCCAAAGCCGGGAGUCUCAAAAAUGGCAGCCUUCAGCCACUCAUUUGACACCAGUUAUUCGGACCUCCGAUGCUACUGCAUCACAGGGUAGCUCUCCAAUGCAGUUCUCUUCCCUGUCCUCUGCAGGAGGCUCAUCGAGAGUUUCUGGUCAGUUUGUUUCUGCACAUGGUGGUAGCACCAGUUACGGUGGCUCUUUCCAAUCUCAAAGUCUUUCUAGCAAGUAUACCCCUGGGUUCCAGCACUUGCCCUAUGAAACAAGUGUUGCUGGUCAAGGUACAUCCAGUGCUUCUGAGGUCUUGAGUAGCUACAGUUCAAUGAACAACCAGAAUGCUCCUGCUCAACCAUCUUCCUCAAGCCGCUUCUACUCGGUCAAGGGCUAAAAGACUCUGGUAAACUGAUGCGAAUGUCAUCCAGAAUUGAAACCCCAAUAAAUGUUUUAAGCAAA
Molecule: messenger RNA, 3025 nt
Organism: Onychostoma macrolepis
Lineage: Eukaryota; Metazoa; Chordata; Actinopteri; Cypriniformes; Cyprinidae
Product: probable ATP-dependent RNA helicase ddx17
Exons: 3
Coding region: 1407-2960 (517 amino acids)
Source: RefSeq, a predicted model, not a curated record